UUUUGGCGACAUAGGAAUCUGUUGAUGAUGCAUUACCAAACAAGAGAUAAUGAUAUAUCAAAAACGAUAAGACACAAUUAUACAAACCAAGCACAAAAAAUAUUUAUUUUUCUUAUAAUAAUUAAAAUUUUGUAAUAAAUAAAAGUAAUAAUAAUGUAUAUACUCCAUGCAUGUAGUUGUUGAGUAGAUGGAAACUACAUGAGUAGUUUCUUAAUCAAUAUCCUGAAAAACUAACUGAGCUCAAACACCAUGUCAGAUUCUCCAACAUCAAGAACAAGAUCAGUCUUCUCUGUAGCAAGAUCAAACAACACCAAUUAUCUCUCCAACAUUUUCUCAACACGUAGAUCAACAACGUUUGCAUGCACACUCACCAUUUUCUUCAUCCUCUCCACAAUCUUCUUUGUCUUCAGCCAUCUCUCAUACAGUAGUAAAUCUCCAGCUUUUGUCAGAUACAUUGUCCAGAAUCGCUCUCACUUCUCUGCCUUUUUCUCCCAUAUCUUCCCACCAGACUCGUCUUCCUACGCCAAUUUCUAUCCCGACACCAAGGCCAUUUCCACAGAUCCUGUUGUUUCUGAUCCUCCUCUGAGUAAUGCAACUAGUCCUCAGUCUUCACCCGCGACAGAUGGGCUUUCGGUUUCAGAUUCUGGUGAUAUGGAUCUGGACAGUAUGGUUAACGUGUCUGCUGAAAUGCUUGAGGAGUUGAUUAAGUGUGAUCUGUUUGAUGGGAAUUGGGUGGAGGAUCAUGAUCAGCUUCCUAUGUAUCGUCCUGGUUCGUGUCCUUUUAUCGAUGAAUCAUUCAAUUGUUUUCAUAACAAAAGGCCAGAUAAUGGUUAUGAAAAGUACAGAUGGCAGCCUAAGCAUUGCAAAAUUCCCAGGUGGAAUGGCAGACACAUGUUGGAGUUAUCAAGAGGCAAGCGAAUAGUAUACGUGGGUGAUUCAUUGAACAGGAAUAUGUGGGAGUCGAUGGUAUGUAUGCUAAGAAAUUGUGUGAUGAAUCAGACCAAUGUCUUUGAAGCCUCUGGUAAAGUCGAAUUCAAGACCAAGGGUUCAUACUCUUUUCUUUUUACAAACUAUAAUUUCUCGGUGGAGUUCUUUCGAUCCAACUUUCUGGUUCAAGAAUGGUGGAUGCCAGAUGGCAAUGGAUCCAACAAAGAAACACUUCGAAUUGAUCUUAUGGAGAAGGAAUCAGAGCGAUAUGAAAAGGCAGAUGUUCUUAUAUUCAACACUGGUCACUGGUGGACUCAUUCAAAAACAUCAUCUGGAAAAGGUUAUUACCAAGAAGGCAACCAUGUGUACGAUGAAAUGGAUGGAAUCGAGGCAUAUCAGAGAGCAUUGACAACAUGGGCCAAAUGGAUUGAUUCCACUGUAAAUUUCACCAGUAGCCUUGUCUUCUUUAGAAGCUAUUCUCCGUCCCAUUUUAGAGGCGGACAGUGGAAUUCAGGAGGGCAAUGUGAUAACGAGACAGAGCCAAUAAUAAAUGAGAAAUACAUCAACAUAAACGAUUUCUUCCCAUAUCUGGAUGUGCUGGAGAAAGUGUUGAAGGGAAUGAAAGCGCCAGUGUUCUAUUUAAACAUAACAAGAAUGUCAGAUUUUCGGAAAGAUGCCCAUCCAUCCAUUUUCACAAAGCCAUACUUAACAGAAGAGGAAAGACGAGCACCGGAGAGGUUCCAGGACUGCACACACUGGUGUCUGCCUGGUGUUCCUGAUACAUGGAACGAAAUAGUGUAUGCUCAGCUGUUGAGAAAGUACUACUUGGAACAGAAGCAAAAGCAAAGGGAGAAGCCUAAACAAUGAUAGCUAGGUGAGGGUGACUGAGAGAAUUGAGAAACAUAUAAGUUAGUAUACCAUGUUAUUCAUAUGAUAGUAGUUGCAUUUGAUGAAAUGAUAGGCAAAAUCUUGGAGAUGGCCUGGAAAAUUACCAAGUGGGAAGAUUCAUAUUUGUCCUCAGUUGUGUUUGAGGUAAAAAUUGUAUCUAAAAUACCUUGUGAUGGUUUUCUGUGAUUAAUUUAAGUUUAUAGAUAGACUUGAAAAUGAGAAUUAUUUCUGUAAUAUGCCCAUAAAACAGCAUCACAACUG
Daucus carota subsp. sativus is the source of this 2076-nucleotide messenger RNA. RefSeq names its product protein trichome birefringence-like 1. The transcript is spliced from 5 exons. Gene Ontology annotation, molecular function: O-acetyltransferase activity. Lineage: Eukaryota; Viridiplantae; Streptophyta; Magnoliopsida; Apiales; Apiaceae. The record is from RefSeq and is a predicted model, not a curated record. Gene Ontology annotation, cellular component: Golgi apparatus. The coding region runs from base 250 to 1794 and encodes 514 amino acids.